GUUGUCUUCAUAGUGAUUUGCUAACUGUGUUUUAUAUGUAUUUCAGUCCUAUAAGAUCAUCAAUUUUGCUCCAACACUACUGCAAAUCAUAGUAUCAGAUGAAGUUGAAUUUCCAGUGCGUCAAGCAGCUGCCAUUUACCUGAAGAACAUGGUGGGAUGGUACUGGGCGGACCGUGAACCACGUCCUGGAGAAGUGGUAUUUCCAUUCAACAUUCAUGAAAAUGAUCGUCAGCAGAUUCGUGAUAACAUUGUAGAAGGAAUAAUUCGCUCUCCUGACUUAUUGAGAGCCCAGCUGGCACGCUGCCUCCAUGCUAUCAUUACAUAUGACUUUCCUGGCCAUUGGACAGCCGUGGUAGACAAGAUAGGCUACUACUUGCAGUCUCAGAACAGUGGGAGUUGGCUUGGGAGCCUCCUGUGCCUGUAUGAGCUGGUGAAGAAUUACGAAUGCAGAAAAGCAGAGGAGCAAGGUCCUCUCAUAGCAGCCAUGCAAAUAUUUUUGCCUCGGAUUCAGCAGCAGAUGAUCCAGCUUCUGCCUGAUAACUCCCAUUACUCUGUACUGCUUCAGAAGCAAAUCUUAAAAAUCUUCUAUGCUUUUGUUCAGUAUGUUUUGCCGCUCCAGUUGCUGAAUAACCAGACUAUGACUCAGUGGAUGGAGUUCUUCCGUACUAUCAUUGAUAGAAGUGUACCUCCAGAGACUUUGCAAAUUGAUGAAGAUGAUAGACCGGAGCUGGUGUGGUGGAAAUGCAAGAAGUGGGCAUUGCAUAUUGUAGCUCGUCUUUUUAAACGGUAUGGAAGUCCUGGAAAUGUAACAAAAGAAUACUUCCAAUUCUCAGAGUUUUUUUUAAAAACCUACGCUGUGGGCAUACAAGAGGUUCUCUUAAGAAUCCUAGAUCAAUACAGACAAAAAGACUAUGUUGCACCACGUGUUCUUCAGCUAACGUUAAAUUAUCUGAACCAAGGGGUUAUUCACUCUGUAACAUGGAAGCAAAUGAAGCCACACAUGAAGAGUAUAACAGAAGAAGUCAUAUUCCCUCUAAUGUGCUACAAAGAUGAGGAUGAAGAGCUCUGGCAAGAGGAUCCUUAUGAAUAUAUCCGCAUGAAAUUUGAUGUAUUUGAGGAUUAUGCAUGUACUACAACAGCAGCACAGAAUCUCCUUUAUACCGCUGCGAAGAAGAGAAAAGAGGUAUUACCAAAAACUAUGGCAUAUUGCUAUGAGAUUCUGACAGACCCAAAUAUUGAUCCAAGGAAAAAAGAUGGAGCUCUGCAUGUUAUAGGAUCCCUAGCAGAUAUUUUACUGAAGAAGAGUGUCUUCAAGGAUCAAAUGGAGCUGACGUUACAGAAUCAUGUCUUUCCAUUGUUCAUGUCUAACCUGGGGUACCUCAGAGCUAGAUCCUGUUGGGUACUUCAUUCCUUCAGUGCUUUGAAAUUUCACAAUGAGCUAAACUUGAGGAAUGCAGUAGAGUUGGCCAAGAAGAGCCUGAUUGAUGAUAAGGAAAUGCCUGUAAAAGUAGAAGCAGCCAUAGCUCUUCAGAUGUUAAUAAGCAACCAAGAGCAAGCCAAGGAAUAUAUGAAGCCCUAUGUAAGGCCAGUUAUGCAAGAGCUCUUGCACGUUGUUAGAGAGACGGAAAAUGAUGAUCUUACUAAUGUAAUCCAGAAGAUGAUCUGCGAGUACAGCCAGGAAGUAGCUACCAUUGCUGUUGACAUGACUCAGCACCUGGCUGAAAUAUUUGGUAAAAUAAUUCAGAAUGAUGAACAAGAUGAAGACCAAGACAAAGGAGCUAUGGCCACGGACAUCUUGCACACCAUUGACACUAUCCUGACAGUUGUGGAAGAUCACAAGGAGAUAACUCAACAGCUCGAGAGCAUUUGUUUACAGAUCAUAGGCCUUGUUAUGCAGAAACGCGUUAUAGAGUUUUACGAAGACAUUCUCUCCUUGGCUUACAGCCUGACGUGCCAGAUGAUUUCACCUCAGAUGUGGCAGCUUUUAGGUGUUGUAUAUGAGUUUUUCCCGCAGGUUUGGUAUGGGUGCUUUGCAGAAAUGAUGCCUCUCUUGCAUAAUUACGUGACCGUCGACACUGAUACUUUACUGUCUAACCCAAAGCAUUUAGAAAUCAUUUAUGCUAUGUGUAAAGAGGUAUUAACAGGAGAUUUACGAGAAGAUGCAGAGUGCCAUGCAGCAAAACUCCUGGAAGUCAUUGUUCUUCAAUGCAAAGGACGGGGUAUUGACCAGUGUAUUCCACUCUUUGUGGAGGCAGUUCUGGAGCGGUUAACCAGAGGAGUUAAAACAAGCGAGCUUCGGACCAUGUGUCUUCAGGUUGCCAUAGCUGCGCUCUACUACAACCCUGACCUACUUCUGCACACCUUAGAGAACAUGAGAUUUCCACACAAUCCUGCGCCCGUCACUGCACAGUUCAUAAACCAGUGGAUGAAUGACACAGACUGUUUCCUUGGGCGCCACGACAGAAAGAUGUGUAUAAUAGGACUGAGCAUCCUACUGGAAUUGCAGAACCGACCACCUACAGUGGAUGCUGUGGCUGCCCAGAUUGUCCCUUCAAUCCUCCUCCUCUUCUUGGGCUUAAAACAAGUUCGCAGCUCACGAGAACUCACAGAACAUGAAGAUCAUGCUAAACGUGAAAAACAAGUUGCAGAAGAUAAUGAAGAGAUACCAAGCGAUGAGGAGGAGACAAAUGAAUUGAGCCUGGCAGCGCAGGAGAAACAUAGUGGAGGAGGAGGUGGUGAUGGUGGUGGAGGUGGUGAGGAAGAAGAUGAAGACGAUGAUGAUGAUGACUGGGAUGAAGAGGCAUUGGAAGAGACUGCUCUUGAAGGGUUCAGCACACCUCUUGACCUUGAAAAUGGUGUUGAUGAAUACCAGUUUUUUACACAAGCACUUUUAGCGGUGCAGAGCCGGGAUGCAGCCUGGUACCAUUCGCUGACAGCGCUGUUGAGUGAGGACCAGAAGAAGCAGCUGCAGGAAAUCCAUACAUUAGCAGAACACCGGCGAAAUGCUGCAGAGACUUAAGACAAUAGAACAAGAAAGUGACUACACAUUUGACAACAAAGGACUGAUCACAGCCUUUAACUUUGCUGGAAGUACUCCUGGUGGCAACUGAAGGAUCAACUACAACAAUGGUCAUUGGGAAGGGUCUCAUCAUUACAUUUUCUUGACAUCAUCAUGACUUCUGAGAGAUAGGGGAGAGUAAUUUAAUGCUGCUGAAGGUUUUCUGGAAAAUAGCAGUGUGCUUCCCCCACCAGAAUGCUCUUUCUAACCAGCUACUGUAAUGUACAAAUUCUUGUGGUGUUUUGAUAAUCUGAUGGACUGAAAGGAAACAUUUGUCCUCAAGGAACCUGAAUGACUGGGAGGGGCCAGGCUGCAUCUGAUUGAGUUGCACUUCUCAGGUUUUUGCUGUGCAGAAUUGAUAGAUUCAUAUGGAUAACAGUGCCUUCUGUUGUACAUGGAUUGCCUGAACAAAUGGAUUUUGGAGUGCAUUAUAAUUUUUUAAGUGUAAGGACAUUUCUUGAUACACUGUAAGCCUUGGUUCCAUGUUUUCCUGUCACCGGCUUUUUACUACUUGGUUUAAUUGUUCAUUGAUUGCAUACACAUUGCUGGAUUCUGAAUAUUAUCUCAUCUUCCCUGUUUGGUGCAGACCAAAUGUGUGGAGGAAGGUGUCUGUUGGAGUUGCAAAGCAUACACUGGUUACAUCAAAGAGUCUUAAUAAAAUUGCAGAUUUUCCCUUGAUGCAGUAAUCUUAAAAUACUCUCUUAGCUAUGAAAUCAACUCCCUGGAGUUACUGUGGAACGCGUGGCAGGUGGCUACCCUAAAUCUACAUUGAUAUUACCUCCUGGCUGGACAAGUGGUAUUGCCUGUGCAUGUAGAUGUUCUACAUGACAACUUUUUAUUUCCAGUAUUUUUGAUGAAUAUUGGAUUUUACUUGGGAUUUUAUAAACCUCUUUUCUGUUUUUAUUCAUUCAUUACCAUUCCAGUGGUAGUACUGAAUAAUGUGGUACAAAAUAUUUACAGUGUUUUAUCUCACUAGAAGAAAAACAGCUCCAAACUUAUUCCUUCUUACUCUUACAAUUGCAAUGAAUUGUGAUGGAAUUUCUGAUCUGCAUUCCAUUUGGCUGCUCUUGUCCUUCGCUGAAAUUUCAUUAUCUGCCAGAUUUUUCCCUAAAUUUCAAAGAGUGGUUUCUCAUAAAUUGAAACACCUAUAAUGAAGUGUUUGUGAAUAUGUUCAUUUAGUGAGAAACUGAUAGCAGUACUAAUUUGAAUAGGUGGCCCUCCUUUAGAUCUGUUGGGAUAACAGUGAUGUAGACAAAAUAAGUAGGGGUGCUGUAGAAUGUGAAGUUUGAAUUGGAGAUGAAAUGUUUAGGCCAGAUUUUAUCUCUAUAUGUUAAUUUCUGUAUGACUUAAAAAUACUUACAAGGAAUAUAAAUGCAUAUUGAUAAAGUAUUUCUUUAGAGCAGUGCCCCAACUGAGAAGUCAAAACCCUUCCCAUACCCCAUCAAAUUUUCAACAACUAUAGGAAAUAACAGAUUGCUGGCCUUGCACUGUGCUGAAGCUUCCAAUUUUUUAUAUGUCAGAGUAAUUAUAAUUCAGUCAGAUAAAUCUGAAGCCCUCUUCGCCUUGACGUCUGAAAAAGGCCAAAGUGUCUCUGCCCAUUCCUUGCCCCAUCUCUUGGAAUUUUCUCAGCCUGGCAGCUGUGGGGCAGAAGGUUCCCCAAUGCGUUUCUUUCCGUUGCUGCUACUCACUUAAUAGCAACAAUGAAGAUUUCUCACUUCUAGAUCCGUUGUACAUACAGAAAACUCUGAGAGUUCCAGGGUCUGUGUUUCCAAAACAAUAUAUUGAGCUGCAUUGGGCAGGCUCUUUAAGCUUAAGCAGCAGAGCGCCAGGACAUCCUUUACUUUGAACAUCAAGCCAUGAAAAUUACAGGUCACUCUUGUUAAUUUAAGCCUGGAGGUGUAUUGACUGAAACAGGAGGAAGGCAUUAUAUCCAGUUUGUUGGUGAGUUUCUCAGAAACCAUGGAAGUUUUGAAAUCCUUCACAAAUUUGAGAAAUGUUUUUUGGAAGUUAGGGACAACAACUUUGCUCUUACCUGACAAUUAAAGUUAAGUAUUAGGCAAGUAAACUGUUUAAGCCCUUUAUUUUAUUUUUAAAAAUGAGAUUGUUGAGUUGGGUUUCUUUCAGAGUCCAUUUGCCUUCUCUACAUUAGCAUGCAGAGUGGAAAAGGGUUUUAUUUUUCUUCUGCUAAUGAGGUCACUUGCACAGUCACAAACUAAUAUUUAGAAGUUAAUGUGUUCAAGGAAAAAUCUGCUUUUGCAUAGCAUCAUCUUUGUGUCACUCAGCUGAACUAUGGCUGCUCCCUAGUUCUGCUUCUUGUAUACUUUUCAAAUCAACUGCCAAGAAAAUUUCAUCCAGAUGUUUCUUACAAGGGGUUUAAUCAGCAGCGUGGAGUCGGGAAUCUUUGUUGUCUAUUUGGCAGUGGGGGUCAGAGAUGUCUGAGGGGAUGGCAUGUAAAAAGGUUAAAUGCCCUUACCUUCCCAGGAGAUUCAUGAGCAAAUGUUUCUACUGGCAAAAGCAACUGUUAAUUAUUUUAUUCCUUUUUUUGAAAAGGGAUUUCAUCCAAAAAGAUUUAUUGGGCUCUAGCCUCCACUUUAACAUAUGGUUCUCUUUUAACAUGAUAAAUAUCCGUUUGUACAUGAUCAUAAAUGGGUAAUGGAUUUUAGGGAUUUCUUUCUGCGCUGUGUCCAGCUUUGUACUACAUUAAAGGGAGAGUAACAAAAAUGUGCAUUACUGUCUCACUUUGAAGCCAAGGUAAUCAUGGAAUAUCAGAUACCAGCAUCGGCCAACCAAGCAUGAUGUAUUUGCUGUUGGAAUUGCAGAAAAUCAUGAAUGUAUUGUAAAAUAAAACAAAGGCUGAUAACCUGUGACCCGUGUUGCCCCAUGCCCAUGUUCCCAAAGUGUGAAGGUGACUCACAUGGGCACCAGGGGGGCUUUACAUAGGAAAUUUGCAUUGUGUAGGUUAUAAUCACAGCAAAUGUUAACUUACAUGAUAAACUGCUUUUUCAGAUAAAAUCAACUGAUCUUGGGUGUUGAAUUGCAUAUGCUGUUUUGUCACUCUUAAAAGGAAAAUAAGAAUCA
Molecule: messenger RNA, 6136 nt
Organism: Calidris pugnax (ruff)
Lineage: Eukaryota; Metazoa; Chordata; Aves; Charadriiformes; Scolopacidae
Gene: IPO8
Product: importin 8
Exons: 24
Coding region: 149-3019 (956 amino acids)
Biological process (GO): protein import into nucleus
Cellular component (GO): cytosol; nuclear envelope
Source: RefSeq, a predicted model, not a curated record